CAUCCUAUAAAAUUUUAAUAUAAACAGUCCCUUCUUUUUCAUCGCCAUUUGGCAUUCACCAACAGAGAAUUCCCUGUUCUUCUGUUUCAAAGUAGUUCAGAUUUCCUCUGACCGCCAUUUUUACACCUUGAGAUUGGUUUACAGAGGGUUUUUUUGUGCGUUCGUAGGCGGCGGCGAUGGAUUUGAGCCGGCGGAGAGCGGCGGUGGCAAGGGGGAACGUGGUGGCGGGGUCUGUCUGGGAAAGCAGAAUCCGAUUCGAUGAAGUCCGUGGUGGGAUUAGGGUUUUCAAUGGAGACGAUGAAACCGUCGAAUGUAGGGUUCCGGCCGCUACCGUCGGGAGUGCAAGGAGGAAGACGUGGAAAUCCGAUGAGGGUUUUAACUCGAUUCAAAUCGCCGAGGAAAAACCAGAAUCACCGAGUAGCGGCGAUGAACAGAAUCGGAAAACCCCGAUUCCGUCUCGGAGAUUGAGAUCCAACAACAGUCCAAACAAACCGGUACGAAUAACAGAGAGAAACUCAACGAGGAAGAAAAUCGAUCAGUCUCGAAAAUCGGCCGUCGGGAUUACCAAACCGCCGACGAACACAAACGGAAUCAGAAAAAUCUCCCCGGAUAAGACGGUUUCAUCUCCUCCACCUCAAGAUUUCUUCGAUGCAUUCGAAGAGAUUAAGAACGAAAGCUUCGACGUUAAGGAAAUCAAUUUUCCAGCCCAAGAAAUUUUCCCGGGAAACAAACAGAAAUUACAGAGACUAAUGGAUUUGAUAAUGUGGAGGGAGUUUUCAAGAUCCGCCAUGGCAUUUGGAGCUGGGAAUUUGGUUAUAGCCCUCUCUUAUUUCAUCAAGAACAUGAACAUCAGCUUUAUCAGUAUGAUUUCGCAUAUGGGUCUUGUUUAUCUGGCUGCCAUUUUCGUCCAUAGCUCCAUUUUUAGCAGGGGAAAUGGAAAGGGAAUCGAUAGUGAUGAUGAACAUUGUGUGGUUGAAGAAGAAGUGAUUCGAUUGGUUAGAGGGUUUGUUCCUUUCGUGAAUGAAUUGCUGCAAAAUCUCAAGCCUCUGUUCCAUGGAGAUCCUUCUGCAACUUUGAAGAUGGGCGUACUGCUGUUCGUGUUGGCAAAGUGGGGCAGCUUCAUCACCUUUUGGAAUAUCCUCCAAUGCGGAUUCGUUGCGGUUUUCACCCUCCCCAAAUUAUUUACCCACGGAGAACAUUGGUUGAGGCUUUGUGGGAGUUCUUGGCAGCUGAGUUCCCACAAGAAGGGAAUGAUUGUUGCUAUCUUCCUUAUGGUAUGGAACUUCUCUUCGAUUCUAUAUCGCGUUUGGGCAGCUUUCAUAGCGUUUGUGAGCUUUCGCUACUACCGGGAAUCAUUAGGGAGAGAUGGUUGGGUUAAAAAUGGAGAAGCAGCUCGACAUAACGACACGGUUUCGGGUAAGUUCAAAGCUUGAGAGAUAAUUUUGAUCAAUUUUGAGGCUCUUUUCCUAUGCUUUCUUUUGAGCUAGCUUGAAAAUUACCAUGUAAAUUAAUGGAGUAUGGUAGA
Molecule: messenger RNA, 1525 nt
Organism: Cucurbita moschata (crookneck pumpkin)
Lineage: Eukaryota; Viridiplantae; Streptophyta; Magnoliopsida; Cucurbitales; Cucurbitaceae
Product: reticulon-like protein B21
Exons: 8
Coding region: 177-1433 (418 amino acids)
Source: RefSeq, a predicted model, not a curated record